UGCAGAGUGUCAAUCACUGGGUAUAGCUAAUGUCUCUCCGUUAAACAUACCUGGAUUAUCCGAAUCGAGAAAUUUGUUGUAUUAAUAUCUCAUUCUGUCGAGAAGGCAACCUGAGUAUUUUUGCAGUUAACGGGUUGCACUCACUAUACUGUUUUAACUUCUGCAACAACUAAAGAAUGCUUUUUACCAAAGACCCAAGAAGAUUUCGAAAUUUAGAGGAAUGCUGGGACAGCUCUAACCUGAAGGAAGAUGAGUUUGAAGAAUUUUGUGUGUACAUCGUUCAUGACCGAGCAUGUGAGCGAGUGUGUCCAAACAGGGCUCAAGCAUCCCUACCCAGAAACCUGACCCUGAAACCCUCACAGAACCAAGUCAAUAAUGGUCUAGGAGUGUGGAGCCUUGACUACAUACCCCGGGGGACCAGAUUUGGACCCCUCGUAGGAGAAGUGUUUUCCCGCGAGCCAUUCUCUAGAAAAGAAUCGGACAGAAUUUCUCUUUGGAAGGUUUUCAAAAAUAACAAUGUGUACCAAUUCUUGGACAACAGCGAUGUAACCCGUAGCAACUGGAUGCAUUACACAAACUUUGCGUACACCGCUACCCAGCAGAACUUAAUUGCGUGUCAAAUUGACUUCAACAUCUACUUCUACACGACUAAGCCUAUCCCCCCCAACACAGAACUGAUGGUGUGGUACUGUAGGGAGUAUGCUGACCGUCUCAACUGCCCCCUCACAGGGGAGGAAAUGCUGCAGAACUGGAGACGUCAGUACAUAGAGAGACAAAUCACCAUGCCAAAGCCUCUUCUUCCUCUGCCCAUCUGCCACAAUGCAUUCAAGCCCGAGCUAGACGAUUCAAAAUUCCAUCCAGAAAAAAUCACCAAAGAGACCAAAACUGAAGGCAGCGAUACCAGCCGGGACGAUGGCUAUGCCAUUGACUACAGUCUGCACAAGAGGGAUGGCAGCCCCUCGAGUGAGGAGAUGGAUAGGAGCAGGGAGGAGAAAAACAGGUCAGAGGACAUGGAAAUAAUCCCCUCACCCACCAAAUCUCCUCCUCACGCUAGUUACAUGAGGGAGAGACUGUCUCCCAUCUCCGCCUUCCAAACUAGUUCUUUGCCGUCUGCUUUCCAGCCAAAACCUGUCAUGGCUCACAGCACACCUAAGAAGUCAUCAAGUGCAGUGUUUGAUAGCCUCCUGAUGAAAAAAAUGAAGGAAAAUGGUGAGGAUGUUCCAGAUAAAAUGCUGAAGGGGGAUAUGUCCUCCCUGGACUUCAAGUCACCCAAUGACAUCAAACCCCAGAUCUCACCUGCCCAUGAGCCAAAAAUCAAAACAGAAGAAUCUAGUCCCAAGGAUCUGAAAGAUCGUGCACCAUUUCCAGAUCAAUUCAACCCAUUCAAUCCAUUCUUUUACAAAUUCAUGCAGCCAAACCCCAUGAUGGACAACAAAAACAAUAUGCCACUGCACCCAUAUAUGGGACGUCCUGAGGACAACAAAUUUAUGUCUAAGAUGCCUCCUCAUUCAGGCCCACCCUUGUAUUUCCCCUCCCCAUCCAUGCCCUAUCUUCCAGCCAUGUAUCCAUUUGGUCCUUACCCAGGAAUGCCUUGGCAGAUGUUCCCUCCACCCUUCCAACAGAUGGGAAACCAGCAACCCCCUAUGCCAUUUCAUCCCCGCCCCAUGAUGCCUCAACCAGAACAAGUCCUCAACCUGACCAAACCUAGAAUGGAGGGAGGACAUGGCUCAAGGGGACACAGGAGUCUGCCUUACCCACUCAGAAAGAGGGAUGGAAAGAUGCACUACGAGUGUAAUGUUUGUUACAAAUCUUUUGGACAGUUGUCAAAUCUGAAGGUACACCUUCGUACCCAUACCGGAGAAAGGCCCUUUGUUUGUCAGACCUGUGGGAAGGGAUUCACUCAGCUCGCUCAUCUCCAGAAACAUCAUCUUGUCCAUACCGGAGAGAAACCUCACGAAUGUACCGUCUGUGGAAAGCGAUUCAGCUCAACGUCCAACCUCAAAACUCACAUGCGCCUUCAUUCAGGGGAAAAACCAUUUCAUUGUAAACUCUGUCCAGCCAAAUUCACUCAAUUUGUCCAUCUCAAACUUCACAAAAGACUGCACACGAACGAACGCCCCUACGAGUGCCCGCAAUGUAAUCGUAAAUACAUUAGUGCCAGUGGACUCAAAACUCACUGGAAGACUGGGAACUGCAUACCAGCAGGUUUGAACAUUGACUAUAACACACUGUUAGAAAAUACUCACCACGAGGUCAUAAGCCAAGACCGACAAGAUGGCUACAAUGAAACGAUGGAUGGCGAGAAAUUCGAAAAAUACGACCAAGAACUAGAGGAGGACCUCUCCAAUCAGAGUCACUUAGACUCUUUCAAUAAUAACAUGGACAGUCCUAGUGCUAUGGGAAGCUUGAAUCAUCUAAGGCUGAACAGUUGUAGUAGUAGUGUUAACGGUAGUGAUGAGGAGGGGGAUAAAAAUCCCCCCUCACCCACAGACUCUGACCCCGAGAACAGCAGCACCAGCAUGUUCGGGAAACCCGUGGAGUAUACCAUGUCUCCCUCACCCCCCAAACUGUCCUCUCCCCCACCCCCCAUCACGAACACUGAGCAACUUGUGACAGCGUAAUGUAACAGACUUAUAGUGAUGUUGUAGAUUCUAGGUCAAUUUAAUUAUUUAAUGCAUAAUUAUUCGAGCAUGUUAUUUGCAUAAUAUAUCAGAUAGAACAUGACACUUAUGUCUCUUAUGAAGUAGAUUUUUGAUGACCAGACAAUAAUUUUCUUUGUCUCAGAAUAACAAUUACAUGGGACCACUUUUAUCAGGAAAAAAAAGUGAGCAUUCAAUUUUUCUAUGAAAUCCAUGUUAAUGACAUUUUCCCCUCUUUCUUGUAAUUUCAUAAUGUAUUAUUUAAACAGAGUUAUGAUUUUGCGUUUUUUAACUAUUUAUUUUUUCUUGAGUUGUGAUUUUUGUGUACAUUUUUUAGUGGCAUGUACAGAUCAACAUUGUACAAACUUAAAUUAUUUAUUUUCAUGUUGCUGACUCAGCAAUAAGUCUCUGCUUCCAACUACACUAUAAAAAAGUACUCGUUUUUUCCAUGUGUUUGCCAUAAAUUGUAACUGGUAAUAAGCAUUUUAUUAUUUUGACUUUUCCUUAUAUUUUUAAAUUUAUAAAUAUAAUGCUGAAAAAAUAUGUUGGCAGCAGAUAUUUUUAAUUUAUUUUUUGAGAUGAAACUAACAUUUUGCUGUGUGUUUUGUCUAAUACAUAUUUAUCUUGUAAAUGCUAAAUGGCAUGAUUUUCAGACUUUUUUUUCAUUAUUUACAAUUUUGGAGGCAUCAUUUUGCAUUUAUUAUAUCUGGCAAUCAACUCUAAGAGUAUUUUAGAUGAAUUACUUAUCCAGUUCACAGCACAUUUUGAAUUUGGUCUAAGUCUUUAUUCCCAGAAGUGAAAAAAGAAAUACUGUUAAUUUAAGAGGAAUUUCUAUGACGAAACAUUAUUUCUAAUGAAAUGUUACCAGUUGAUAAAACCCUUUUUAUUCUGCUUUCAAUGGGAAACAAUUUGUUUAUCUAUUUGUAUCCCUUAUUGGGGAUCAUAAUGAUAAUCCAGUGUUAUAAUGUUUACAGUAGGGAAAAGUCUUCAGGAGACCUAUAAAUUUGACAACAAUGGUCUGGAUUAGAAAUGGCAUUUGGCAUCAGAGAAAAUCUAGCGUCACUGAUUCCAAGAGAGAUAAGAUAAUGUAUUGGUAAAUAAAAGCCUUUUUUCUUUAAUUUUGCAAAACAAUUGACAGGAUUACCUCCCUUGGUAAAAGUGAUGUCCCCUGACACGCCAAAUGUAUCUUCCGUAUCAUAAGUGAUAUUUAGAAUUAAUGGGGCUAGGACGGUCCGUGCUCUCUGUCAAAUUAAAACAGAGAUGUCAGACGUAACUUUUUAACCAUAUUUGUUUAACAAAUUCCAAGAGACAAUUUGGGAUUCAAUCCCGUGGAAUCAACUUACUUAGUUCGCUCACCCGUGUCUGGUAAUCUACGAUCGGAGUCGUUUCGAAAAUCGCCAGACAGCCAUCAUUUCUCUUUGACUUUUUUCUCUGGUGAAUUAUAAGAUUUCUAUGCAAAUUCCCCUCCGCGACCAUGCAAGGGAAUUAACAGUUUGACAUUAGAUUGAAAUUAGUGAAAAUCUUUAUCUAGAGAGUUCGUGCCAUUGUUCUUAAAUGCGGCCCCAUUAGCGUAACAAAUGAUGAAAAUGGACGCAUCACCUAGCAGGUCUCUUUAACAAAUGAUUUAGUAAAAUCAAACCAAGAAAUAAAAUAGCAGAUUGUAAAGGACUUGCAUCAUUUGCAGGUAACAGCGCCGAUUAGAUCUUGAGCGCAAAUUGGCAGUUGAAAUUGACAAGCAGAGAUAGUCGCCCGUUAGCGUAGCUCAAUGGAAAGGAUUGAUUGUGAAAGUUUUCUGUCAACGGCUCUAACGGAAAUGUUUCGUUUUCAGUUGAAAUGUGUGUCAAUAUUUAUCAAUUAGGGGAUAUUUUAUGAUGGGCUUGUUUAAAGCUCCGAAACAGAAAACCCCAAUAUUUAGAUCUAAUGAUAGGAGUUUCAGAGCAAAAAAGAAAGAAAAGAGAAAAUUAUUCACAAAUAGAAAUUUGUGUUGAUAAAAUCAUCCCCAUUGACCUUGUAAAUAACUCACCUUUUUCGCCUUUUUUUUCUAAAAUGGAAAAAAGUGAUGUCUAGAUGCUUUCUCUGUUGAAUUUCCGAGUGGUACGGUAUUGUACAUGGUAAUUCUACCCCAUGAUACUGGCUUAGUCAAUUAAUGCAUUUAUACCCCCUUGCAUUUCUAACGUCAUAGACUUUUCUAAAGGUUGAAAAUAUGUAUUUUUUGCAAUUUUAUGAUUGGUUGUCAGAGAUUUUUUUUUUUAAGUUUUGUCUACAUAUACCAGUGUAAUAAUUGAGGUCUAACUU
This is a messenger RNA of Saccostrea cuccullata (small rock oyster), 4934 nucleotides long. Its product is annotated as B lymphocyte-induced maturation protein 1 homolog. Gene Ontology annotation, molecular function: protein binding; RNA polymerase II cis-regulatory region sequence-specific DNA binding; DNA-binding transcription repressor activity, RNA polymerase II-specific. Gene Ontology annotation, biological process: cell fate commitment; regulation of transcription by RNA polymerase II. Lineage: Eukaryota; Metazoa; Mollusca; Bivalvia; Ostreida; Ostreidae. The record is from RefSeq and is a predicted model, not a curated record. Gene Ontology annotation, cellular component: cytoplasm; nucleus. The coding region runs from base 177 to 2621 and encodes 814 amino acids. The transcript has 5 exons.